UGUUGUUCCAUAAGUGGGAUGGAGAGGGGUGUGCUGAUUGGCUGAAACGCACCAGGAGGUGUGCCGCUCGGCUGUGAGGUGGGGUAAAGAUGUCCACCGAUCGCGAUGGAAAGAAGCUUGUGCGUUCUCCCAGCGGGCUUCGUAUGGUUCCGGAAAACCGAGCGCAUUGCAGCCCUUUCUGCUUGGAGGAACCACAGUGGGUGCCGGACAAAGAGUGCCCUCGGUGUAUGCACUGUGAUGCAAAGUUUGACUUCAUAACCAGGAAGCAUCACUGCCGCAGGUGUGGGAAAUGCUUUUGUGAUAAAUGCUGCAGUAAGAAAGUGCCUCUGCCCCGCAUGUGCUUUGUGGACCCCGUACGUCAGUGCGGAGAAUGUUCUGUCAUUUCUCAAAAGGAGAUGGAAUUCUAUGACCGGCAACUGAAAGUUCUGAUGAAUGGAGCUACAUUUUCCAUCACUCAUGGAUGCUCUGAAAAAUCUGAGACCGUGGUGUGUCGACUAUCCAACAAUCACAGAUAUUUGUUCCUUGAUGGGGAAACCCAUUAUGAAAUAGAAGUUUCUCGGAUUUUGACUGUCCAGAUACUCACAGAAGGGUUUACUCCUGGAGAUAAAGAUAUUCAUACUUACACCAGCCUGUUGGAGAGCCAGUGCAUUACUGAAGGAGGAAAUAGCCGUGCAAUAGGAAUGCUGAUCCAGUAUAAGAAACAAGGUUGUGAUGACUUAAAACAAAUGAAGUUUACUACAAGUGAAGAUAUCAAUUGCAACAAGAAGAUGUCUGCAUCAUGGCUGGCAGCAAUGCACAAGGCAGCAAAGCUCCUUUAUGAAUCUCGAGAGCAGUAACGGAUGAACUUUGUCAGAAGGAUGACGGCAACAACUUGGAUGGGUACCAAGCAUUAGAAUGGUGGCAGAUUGGGGCUGCACUACAGAUCCUUUGCUGGAAGCAAAAUAGAGUCCAACCAGUGUUCUCUCUAAGCUGCUCGCUCAUAUUUUGAGACAUAAUUGUGAACUGUGCACACCAAAUUUUUUUUUUUUUUUUUUUUAUAGUGCACACAGUUUUAAAAAGUGUACACAAAAGAAAUCAUUUGCUCACACAACUAAGAAGAAAUUAGUGAAUGUUGAUUCCAGUCUCCCAAAACAUAAGCAGAAGCACAUUUGCUGUAUUGUUUAUAGUGCCGUAUAUCAGUCACAUGCAUAAAAUGGUUAAAAACCUGUGUCUGUUAGAAACUGCAUUUGCCCCCUCCCAACUCAGUUCAUGUGUUAUUUUAACCCCCUGCAUGGCCAGUUUCUCAAAGGGCCAGUAAUGGCACAAACUAAAAUACCCUUUAUAGGGAGUUAAACAUUCACUUAGUCUGCAAUUCUGCUACAUUAGGCUUUGGAACACAAACAAGCUCAAGCUUUUAACCAUUUUAUACAUGCACUUCAAGGCCAAGCUAGCCUGUUGCAUACUGCACAGUACUUUGAAGCAAUAAAGUGGUCAAGCAGCGGUGCUUCUGAGUGUGCUCUAGGCAAGUGGAGGCUGUCCAUCUUCCAGCAAAAGAUCUGUGUAGAUAGAUAAUGAGAGCAGAAUGUGGCUAGGAUAUACUAGAUCUUGUUUGCAGAUAAUAUGUUAAGAGCUAAAUAUAAAGCCAAGCUGCAGUUUGAGCCUUUUAUAACCCUAAUUAUUUACCCUAAUUGUGCAAUAUAUGUAUACAUGACUUUUUACUGAUGCUUCAGAUUUAGUCUCACAAGCAAGGCUGUAUAUUUUGUUAUUCUCUGUUCCCAGUGUAGCCCCGGGGUGCUGUUAGGCCUCGUGUCUAAAGAGAUAGACACUAGAUAAGCCUGGGUACAUGAUCUCACUAAUUUCCUGUGCAAAAAUGAAUUGUUUUAUACUAUAGAUCUCAGGUUCAGUUUUCCCACUAGUAAGAGCACUCGGUUUAAAGCACUAAAAGUAUUAUUGUGAAUAAUAUAUAUAUAUAUUCUUUUUCCACACUAUUAAUGCUAAUCCCUCCUUUGUAUUGACACAGAAAUGGCAAGUUUCUAAUUGUUCCUCCAAAUGAUGACCAAUCCCAGCUCCCCUAGCUGUCAGAGCUUGCUGGGAAUUAUAGUUUAUAAACAGCUGGAGAGUUAGAGGUUGGCCUUGCACUUACCUUUCUCUGUGAGUUCAGCACCACGUCACUGUGAAAUAAAGCUGCUGGUUCUCUUUCCUUUAAAUAAUACCAUGCACAAUCAUGCAUCUUUAUUGAGUGAGGCCAGUCUAACUUAUAUUGUCCAUACCCUGCCCUCGCAGUGGCACGUGCACAUAUAGGCAGCAAAAGACUAUCAUUUGCUACUAGAGCUGUAUGGCCAGGAUAGUAAAAUCAGCAGCUGUUAAACUCUGGAGCUAUCAGCGUGCUGAAGCCCCUGGCUGGCUGACUGCCGGUUUUAUUUUCUUGUUCUACAGCAAUGGAAGUGCCUUGAACCUAUCCUGCAAGUGCUAACAGAUUGCCCAUCAGUGCCAGCAUGCUGAUGGCUGAUUUGUUUUGUGCCAAUAAAAAAAACAACCUGGUUCCUGAUUUGAGGGUAGCAAUUGAAAUAGUGCAACUUGGUUGGAUGUACAAGACCUAUUUAAAUGGCCCAGCCUAUCUGUGGAUUCAUGUAAAAUAGAUUUCAUGUGGACUGUGGACUUUGAUAGUGAGGCCUCUCUUACUAAGCAUCCUGCUUGGGGAGUUUGCCUGAGCUUUUGUACAGUUUCAUGUUUACCUAAUAAAAACACCGUACUGAAUA
This is a messenger RNA of Xenopus tropicalis (tropical clawed frog), 2738 nucleotides long. RefSeq names its product zinc finger FYVE-type containing 21 (gene zfyve21). The record is from RefSeq and is marked validated. Gene Ontology annotation, molecular function: metal ion binding. NCBI's taxonomy places the organism in Eukaryota, Metazoa, Chordata, Amphibia, Anura, Pipidae.